This is a messenger RNA of Cryptosporidium ubiquitum, 2880 nucleotides long. RefSeq lists its product as uncharacterized. The transcript has a single exon. NCBI's taxonomy places the organism in Eukaryota, Apicomplexa, Conoidasida, Eucoccidiorida, Cryptosporidiidae. The coding region runs from base 1 to 2880 and encodes 959 amino acids. The record is from RefSeq and is a predicted model, not a curated record. Gene Ontology annotation, molecular function: GTP binding; GTPase activity.
AUGAGAGAACCAUUUUUUCUGUUUGUUGCCUUCUUUUGCAUUACGGUUCCUUGUUUGUCAGUAGUGAGUUAUAACCAAACAUUUUCAGAUAAACAACAUAUAAAGCUUUUUGAAAUUGAUCAUGAAAAUAAUAUUAAGAUACCAAUUGAUUCCAUUGAAAGGAUUCGGCAAAUUGAAUCUCCUGUCUCAAUUGUCUCGUCCUUGGGUCUAGCUAGAUCGGGAAAGACUACUUUGGUAAGAUUGAUUUUGGGAGAGUUAUUAUCAUUUGAAGAUGAAGAUGAGAAUGAAUCUGAUGGAGUUAAGUGGGCCCAAAUUAAUGGAAAUGAAUCGAUUUUGGGUAAUUCUCCAGAUAGCACAAACUAUAUUCUUCUGGAUACAGAAGCUUUGGUGAUUGGGAGAGGAAUCAAUUCGUCGAUUAAAUUGGCAAUCUUGUCCCUUAUUCUUUCAGAUACUGUUUUUGUGAACUCAAUUAAUGAAAUGGAUAUUUUCUUAAUAGACUUUAUCAGGCUCCUAAUCAGCCAGGCAGUAAUGUUUUCGAGCUUAUUUGUGAGGAAGCUAAACGAAAUAAGUGUUCCAAAUAAAAAGAGUUUGAAAAAGAACCUCAUCUUUUUGAUUGAAAAUCUUCACAAAACAAAUAUUUCUUGGAUUUUGCAUAAGAAUUCGGAUUUAAAAGAUAAACAAGAUCCAAAGAAGUUCUCCAGAAAGUACAAAGAUUGGCUUAAGUCUAAAUUAGAAAAAUAUGUUUGGCCAGAAACAUUCCAAAGUAAAAUGUUUAGAAAUCUGGAUUCUUUUAUUGAGAGAUUCGAAUUUUACCAAAUUCCAUAUUUUGGAACUGAAGAAAAAUAUAAUGAAUACCAGUACCAUAACACAAUUCAAGAUCGUGAUCAUGAUCAUGAUCAUGAUCUUGAAUUUGGCAAAAAGAGCUAUAGGUCCAUAUUUUCAGAUCUCUUUAUGGCCAACUCAGGUGAAGAAAGGAGGCUAACAGGAGCAGAAAUUGCAGAUUUGCUUGAGCUAUUUUCGGAACACUCAUACGUUUUUAACUCAUUUAAGCCCUUGGAUUUUGGGAUUGCAAAAAGUGAUCUCAAAACAAGUACCUUGGUUGAGAAUACACUACUCAUUUUUGGCACUAGAUUGGAGAACCAACUUUUAAAUGAGAAUGUGUAUCCUCUACUAGAAAUAGAAGCUGAUGCAAUAUACAAUAAAACUUUGAAAGAUAUCGAGUCAUAUUGGUCAUCAAUCUCGGAGUUUGACUACUUUGAUUUUGGUAGUUUGCUAAGAAGUGUCCAACCAAACUUUGAGAAACUGUAUAAAUCCAUUUUAAGUAAGAACUGCGAGCUGAUAAGAUCUCACUGCAACGAUGUAAUUAAUCUCCACAUUUCUCAUGCAGCCCACCAGAUUGAACAGUUCCAUGAGAAAAUCCCAAUUCCACAAUCUUUGUUAGUAGAAUUCACAGAAAAUUUGGAAGCAAAUACAAUGAAUGAUAUAGAAAUGGCCUUAAAUAAAUCCUUCGGAAAUUUUGAGUCAAAUAUUAGUUCAUAUAGGAAUAGUCCUUGUUGUAGUAUUGAUGGAUCAUUAACUCAAGAAAAGAUUGAAAUAGCUCUUUCAAAACUUCGAAAGAAAAACCAGGAAGAAAUUGAAAAGAUUUUACUAGAUGAUUUUGAAAAAGCUUUGGAUGUAAUUAAAACUUUAGAAGAGGUGGAUGAUUCCUAUUACAAAGUCAGUAAGGAGGAAUUCGAAAAGAAGCUGGAAAAAAUAAAGAAUUCUUCCAAACUUAUUUUUAAUACCCACAUAACUUUAAUGAAUGAAACUGACCUUCAUGCAAAAUACUGGAUGAAACUUAAAUUAGAACUGGAUGAAUUUAUUGAAAAAAAAAUGGUUGCUUGGAAGAAAGUUUGUAGAAAGUACUCUUACAGUUUUGCUCAAUCCAUUGCUAUUAGACAAAACAUCUCAAUAAGGAAUAAACUGACCCUUCCUAUAGCAGACUCAGUAAUUCUGGAAUCAUUUGUGAAUUUGAAGGAUAAUGUUAUUAAAGAGAUGAAUGGUAUAUACUGUUCAGACGAAGAGUCUUGGAAAGAUGCCUUGAGAGAGUUGAUGAGCGUAAUAGAGGAUGACAAAGAACAGUUAGUAAAAGAGAACCUGAUAGCUCUUAAAAACUUACUGCAUAGGCCACUGAAAUACGCUCUUAGAAAUGCAAUAGAAAUAGCCAGACAACAUUACAGCUGGAUUAACUUUGUGAAAGAAGCCACAGUUUUAGCUCAGAAUUCCUUGGAAGACUCUGAAAGUUGGGGUCCGAUAAAUAUAGACAAAAAUACUAAAGAUAGAGUGAUUGAACUUUGGAUAGAAAUCGAUCUUUCGGGGAUUAGAAAAGGAUUUGUGAGGAAUCAGGUCUUCAUGAUUUUACGGUAUUUACUUUAUUCAUUGGUAUUCACCAUCAUUUCUUUCAUAGCCCUCUUCAAGAAUAACUCUAAACCCAUAAUAGGAGUGAUAUUUCUAUCAUUCAUUGCCUCAGUGUUGCUAUUUUCUUCAAUUGAACUUGGAGUUGCUGGUGAAGCCAUUUCACACAAUUUAACGGACCUUUUAAUAUACUUUGGAAUUUCCAGAUUUACUCUUUACUACAUAAGAUACAACAUUAAGCUGAUAUUUGCUGUCCUGGUUGGAUUAAUUUGUGUUGUUGUCUAUUUUAGCUUUAGCUUAAAAUUCGGGAAUUCCGACUCGAAUUCCAAGUCAAAAUCCAAUUCCUUUCAAGAAAAACUGGGAACAGAGAUUUCUCCUCGGAAGAAGGUCGCCAACUCAGGCUCACCAAUUGCAUCGCCUUCGAUGGGAGAAAAGCUCAAGCACCAUAACAAAUCUUCAAACGCAAUAAGGACUUUCAUUUUUUAG